Parnassius apollo (apollo) is the source of this 276-nucleotide messenger RNA. NCBI's taxonomy places the organism in Eukaryota, Metazoa, Arthropoda, Insecta, Lepidoptera, Papilionidae. The record is from the annotation of a GenBank genome assembly.
AUGCUGGAAAAGUUUUUAGAAGAUCAUAAUGAACUAAUUCGAUUGAUUAAAAGAGUUUCGCCACGACUGCAAAAUUACAACUAUCAAGUCGUCAUAAAAGCCGACAAAGUACCAUUAGGUGAACAUGCUGUCAGAUUCAACGCUCCAACUCUUGACGAGGUCGCUAUUAUUAUGGAAUACUGGGAAAAAGAUGGCCUGGUUGACGACGUACUGCAGCAACUUGUAAUCGAUCUUGGAGGAGAGGAGUCAUCCGACAGCGAGAUCGAAAGUGAAUAA